CCUCACUCUCUGCCUCCAGCAUCCCAGGAUUCGGAGCUACCCUCAACGUGACGAGUCGAGGGAAGCUACCGCCCACCCGGUUGACGAUGUGAUCUGGCAACCGAGGGACUCCGGCUCGCAAUCAGCAGUGCCUCAGUCAGUGGUCGUGUGACAAUGGCGGCCGCAACGGCGCCGUUUCCCGGCGCCGAGAACUUCGUCGUCGGGCUCAUCGGCAUGGGCGACAUGGGCAAGAUGUAUGCCCGGCGCUUGAGCAGUGCGGGAUGGAGGAUCAUGGCCUGCGACAGAGAGGAAAAGUACGAGGAGCUGGUUGCCGAGUUUGCGAACCAUAAUAUACAAAUUCUCCGCAACGGCCACCUGGUGUCUCGUGCCAGCGACUACAUUAUCUACAGUGUGGAAGCCGCGGCCAUAGGGCGGGUGGUCGCGCAGUAUGGUCCAUCAACCCGCCUCGGCGCCAUCGUCGGCGGCCAGACGUCGUGUAAGGACCCCGAGAUCAAAGCGUUCGAAGAGCACCUCCCCAGCGACGUCGACAUUGUCUCGUGCCACUCGCUGCACGGGCCCAACGUCGACCCGCGCGGCCAGCCGCUGGUGCUCAUCAAGCAUCGCGCGUCCGACGAGUCCUUCGCCAAGGUUGAGGCCGUCCUCCGCUGCCUCGGCUCCAAGCACGUCUACCUCACCGCCCGGGAGCACGACCGGAUCACGGCCGACACGCAAGCCGUCACGCACGUCGCCUUCCUCUCCAUGGGCAAGGCCUGGCACGCCACCAAGCAGUUCCCCUGGGAGGGCUCGCGCUACGUGGGCGGCAUCGAGAACGUCAAGAUCAACCUGAUGCUGCGCAUCUACGCGCAGAAGUGGCACGUCUACGCCGGGCUGGCCAUCCUCAACCCGGAGGCGCACAAGCAGAUCAACCAGUUCGCCAAGUCGACCACCGAGCUCUUCUACCUGAUGCUCGAGGGCCGCCGCGACGAGCUGCGCGAGCGCGUCUACGCCGCCAAGGAGAAGGUCUUUGGCCGCGAUGACGCCCCCAAAUGGGGCGACAAGCCUCUCCUGCCGGAGGGCGUUGUCGACCGCUUCAGCCUCAAGCCGAACCCGAACAACAACACCAACUCGACAGCCGCCGCCGGGGCCAGCCCGCCCCUGCCCAACAACCACCUCUCGCUCCUCGCCAUGGUCGACUGCUGGAGCGCGCUCGGCAUCGUGCCCUACGACCACAUGAUCUGCUCGACGCCGCUGUUCCGCCUCUGGCUGGGCGUCACCGAGCACCUGUUCCGCACGCCGGGACUGCUCGACGAGUCGCUGCGCGUCGGGCUCGAGGACCACACCUUCCGCCGCGACGACCUGCAGUUCACCAUCGCCGCCUGCGGCUGGGCCGAGUGCGUCGCCCUGCGCCAGUUCGAGACCUGGCGCGAGCGCUUCGCCGUCACCCAGAAGUUCUUCGAGCCCCGCUUCGAGGGCGCCGUGGAGGUCGGCCAGGCCAUGAUCCGCGCCGUGUUGGAGGAGAGCGAGAGGGAGUGAUGGGUUGGCUGAAGGGGGAGGGGAGGGGGGUAGCCUGCUAGGUCGGGUUGCGGUGUGCUGUUGACGGGAUCACCCAACCAAGCGGCGUCGGUGGAUGGUAACUGGACCAUAGCCAUAGCACUCACAAAUGGAUUGGUUUGUUCGGAGAAUUGGGCUCAUACCUCGCUUCAGACUCCUGUUGGAAAGCCCGACUGCCUUCCCAGCCGGGUGGCCGUCCCCAU
Messenger RNA from Thermothielavioides terrestris NRRL 8126, 1733 nucleotides. RefSeq lists its product as uncharacterized. NCBI's taxonomy places the organism in Eukaryota, Fungi, Ascomycota, Sordariomycetes, Sordariales, Chaetomiaceae. The record is from RefSeq and is a predicted model, not a curated record. Gene Ontology annotation, biological process: L-tyrosine biosynthetic process. Gene Ontology annotation, molecular function: NADP binding; prephenate dehydrogenase (NADP+) activity; prephenate dehydrogenase (NAD+) activity. The transcript is spliced from 4 exons. The coding region runs from base 154 to 1512 and encodes 452 amino acids.